GGUGACUCCUGCUCCUGCGCCGGGUCCUGCAAAUGCAAGAACUGCCGCUGCCGGAGCUGCCGCAAGAGCUGCUGCUCCUGCUGCCCCGCCAGCUGCAGCAACUGCGCCAAGG
This is a messenger RNA of Mesitornis unicolor (brown roatelo), 112 nucleotides long. RefSeq names its product metallothionein-2. Lineage: Eukaryota; Metazoa; Chordata; Aves; Mesitornithiformes; Mesitornithidae. Gene Ontology annotation, molecular function: metal ion binding. The annotation marks the transcript as partial. The transcript is spliced from 2 exons. The record is from RefSeq and is a predicted model, not a curated record.